This is a messenger RNA of Spodoptera littoralis (African cotton leafworm), 763 nucleotides long. Lineage: Eukaryota; Metazoa; Arthropoda; Insecta; Lepidoptera; Noctuidae. The record is from the annotation of a GenBank genome assembly.
AUGUUGUAUGAUGAUAAAGAAGGCACAAAGCUCUUCAAUGUGCUCAAAGAUUUUGAUGACUAUCCUAACACUAAACGUCCAGGCUAUACAGUAUGUUUAGCAUUAAUAGAGAGCUUCCUAAAUCCGUAUCAUAGGCUCAGUAAAACAGUUCUACGUCAACGAUUGUUAGACUCUAUUAAUUUUGAGCUAAGAGCUAUAAUACCUCAAUCAGACCUGUGGAAGAUGAGUGCUUUGGGAUUUUUAGGUAUUAAAGAAGCAACUGAACAAACCCCGUCAGUACAAUCAGACAGUGACACCACAGUCUCAUUCACAAGGAACAAACAAAAGAAAUUGACACAUAAACUACAAAAGCUGAAGUCGAAACGAAAACAUCCGACUAUCAAACGAAAAAACACAAAGGUCCAGCCAAAUUACAGCAAUGAAAAUGUUUAUAGACGUAGAUUAAGUUAUACACCUGAAACUCAGUACAAUUAUCCUUUGUUAAGAAAUAUGAAGCCGAUCACAAGUAUACAGAGACGGUACAAAAUUGUUACUCCGACACAUCGACACAUGUCUACACGUAGUUAUAUAGUAAACCUAAUCAGUAGACCCACCAAGGAGUUCACAACUAAACUAAAUAAAGCUAAGAAUUAGAGAAUACUGGAUUCCCUUUCCUCCAUGAGACAGUACGAUUUGAAGCACAGAGACCAAGAUCACAAUAUUGGAAGUGUUCAUGACAGAAAUACGAAUGGCUAUCAAAGAAAUAAAACUAUAAAAAAGUAUU